This is a messenger RNA of Acanthoscelides obtectus, 417 nucleotides long. Lineage: Eukaryota; Metazoa; Arthropoda; Insecta; Coleoptera; Chrysomelidae. The record is from the annotation of a GenBank genome assembly.
AUGGUCUCGAAGAACAAGUCCAUCAAUUAUCACAUACUUUCAGAAGAAGAAGAAGACAACUCUCUGAUUUGCUCCGAAUCAAUAGAAUCUACUCCAUCUCCGGAGGCACCUGCAUCAACGGCACCCGGACCAUCCACCACCACCACCACCACCACCACCACCACCACCAAAAACAUACAACAAAAACAAAGUUACCAUUGCAAUAAAAGGGAAAAAGCGUCAGCCCUACCAAACCUACCAACAAAAAACAUAACUAUACAGGUUGAAAACAAAAGAAGUAAUUUUCAUUUUAGGAGAGAACAUGAAUCAGAAUCUGAUGAUUCUGGAAGCGAAAUUCCCUCGGGAAGCAAGAAAAUUAAAUAUUCGCAAAAGUUUAAUAAAACGUGGCUAAAUGAUCCCGAUUUCAAGGCUGGUUAG